AUGUGUGGCAUCUUCGCCUGUCAUCGUCACCCCGACGUUCAAAAGUUCAAGCCGACUGCGCUUAAGCUUGCCAAGCAGAUCCGACACCGUGGUCCCGAUUGGAGCGGCAGUAUCAUUUCCAACCACACCAUCCUCUGCCAUGAGCGUCUUAGCAUUGUCGGUGUUGAGUCUGGUGCUCAGCCCCUGACCAACGCCGACGAUAGCAUCAUCCUCGCCGUCAACGGUGAGAUUUACAACCACCGUCUGAUCCGAAGACACCUCAAGGAGCAGUACCACUUCAAGACCACUUCGGACUGCGAGGUCAUCAUCCCCUUGUACACCGAGUUCGACACCGAUGCUCCCAACCACCUCGAUGGCAUGUUCUCUUUCGUGCUCUACGACAAGAAGCAAGAUCGCACCAUUGCCGCCCGCGACCCCAUCGGCAUCACCACCUUCUACCAGGGUUGGUCCUCCAAGGAGCCCGGCACCGUCUACUUCGCCUCCGAGCUGAAGUGCCUGCACACCGUUUGCGACAAGAUCGUCGCUUUCCCUCCCGGCCACGUCUAUGACUCCAAGACCGGCGAGACCACUCGCUACUUCAACCCCUCGUGGUGGAACCCCGCCAAGGUGCCCGAUACCCCCGUGGACUACAAGGUCCUCCGACAUGCGCUCGAGAAGGCUGUCCGAAAGCGUCUCAUGGCCGAGGUUCCCUUUGGUGUUCUUCUGUCGGGUGGUCUCGACUCCAGUUUGACUGCCGCUAUUGCCCAGCGUGAGGUGACAAGACUGCGAAAACAGGCUCUCGAGGCCAACGGCAACGUUUUCCCUACCGAGAACGCCGACACUGGCGAGGGCCUCGUCGGUAUCGACGAUGACGACCACAUCGACACCCUCACCUACCUUCCCCAGCUCAACUCCUUCUCCAUCGGUCUGCCCGGUUCUCCCGAUAACAAGGCUGCCCUUGAGGUCGCCAAGUUCCUCGGUACCAAGCACCACGUCAUGACCUUUACCAUUGAGGAUGGUCUCAACGCUCUUUCCGACGUCAUCUACCACCUCGAGACCUACGAUGUCACCACCAUCCGAGCCUCUACCCCCAUGUACCUGCUUUCGCGCAAGAUCAAGGCCAUGGGUAUCAAGAUGGUCCUGAGCGGCGAGGGUAGCGACGAGAUCUUUGGAGGUUACCUUUACUUCCACGCUGCCCCCAACCGGGAGGCCUUCCACGAGGAGACUGUCCGCCGCGUCAAGAACCUGCACCUGGCUGACUGCCUGAGAGCCAACAAGUCGACUUCCGCCUGGGGUCUUGAGGCCCGUGUGCCUUUCCUCGACAAGGAGUUCCUCGAGACUUCGAUGAACAUUGACCCCAAGGAAAAGAUGAUCACCAAGGACAGACUCGAGAAGUACAUCAUCCGAAAGGCCUUUGACACCAGCGACGAGCCCGGCGAGGAGCCUUACCUGCCCGACAAGAUCCUGUGGCGACAGAAGGAGCAGUUCUCCGACGGUGUCGGAUACGGCUGGAUCGAUGCGCUCAAGGACAACGCCGAGGCCCACGUGACGGACGAGAUGAUGAAGAACCCCAAGCCUGAGUGGGGCGACGACAUUCCCGACACCAAGGAGGCUUACUGGUACCGAUGCAUGUUCGAUGAGCACUUCCCUCCCCACUGCGCAUCAACGGUUAUGCGCUGGACGCCCACCUGGUCCAAGCAGUCGGACCCCAGUGGCCGAGCCAUCUCCAUCCACAACGCCAAGUACGACAACGCGGCUUAA
Messenger RNA from Fusarium keratoplasticum, 1740 nucleotides. RefSeq lists its product as uncharacterized. Gene Ontology annotation, molecular function: asparagine synthase (glutamine-hydrolyzing) activity. Gene Ontology annotation, cellular component: cytosol. The transcript has 10 exons. The record is from RefSeq and is a predicted model, not a curated record. NCBI's taxonomy places the organism in Eukaryota, Fungi, Ascomycota, Sordariomycetes, Hypocreales, Nectriaceae. The coding region runs from base 1 to 1740 and encodes 579 amino acids.